GGGUUUAUUUGAACUUGUAUCUUAUUAUAAACAUUGGGUGAGAAAUUUCAUAUCUUUAGGAAACAUGAACUCACCUCUAUGCCUGUAUGAAUAAUACUGACCUAGGAAUAGAACAGCUGUAUCUAUCACAGAUCUCUGGUUCACUCCCCAAAUGGCCACAACAGCCAGGGCUGGGCCAGGUCAAAGCCAGGAGCCGGGAGCCUCAUGUGGGUCUCCCAUGUAGAGGGCAGGGGCCCAAACACUUGGGCCAUCUUCUGUUGCUUUCCCCAGGCCAUUAGCAGGGAAGCAGGAUUGGACACGAACCAGUACCCAUGUGGGAUGCCCGUGUCGUAGGCUGUGGUUUUACUGGCUGCAUUACAACACCUGCCCCCAUAGAAAUCUUUAAGUAGCUCUUGACUUUAUGCCUGCUUUGUCGAUUUACUCAGAAACGUUGAUUGAAUUUCCACGUGCUACUCCAGAUAAGGGGGAUGCAGCCAGGCCACUGCCCCCAGGAAGCUCAUGGUCGGGCGCAGGUGGGGAGCGCUGACAUUUCAGGAAGUGAGAUUAAAACUACACAGGGUGCUGUGAUGGAGCGUGAGUGGGGAACCACCUCAAGAGAAGUCAUUAGGAAAGUUCUUUGAGGAAGUAAUUCAUCAACCAGAGCGCGUGUGACAGGAAAGAGUCAGAGGUGUGCUCGUUUUGGGGAAGAGCAGACAGAGGGGAUCUAGAAAAGCACUCCCGGGGUGAGAAAGAGCUUGCAGGGUUCAAGAGCCGGCUGUGUGGCUGUGUGGCUGCAGCUCGGAGGCUGAAUGAAGACAGGCAGAGAGGUCUGCAGGGGGCAGGAGCAUGUCAGGCCCUAGGGACAAGGGAAUUUCUUCAGACCUUUGGCUGGCCAUGUGGCAAGUUCAAGUUCCUCAUCAAGUAGUGCUACAGCCCCCAGAGAACUCCUCCCGUCAGUCCUGACCGCUCUCACCGCAGCCCCGAGCCUGGCAAGAUGGUGUCCCAGUCCUCAGGCCAGCAGGAUGCCCCUGUGGACGCCUGGGAAGGGAUCGGCGGAGCCUCCAGCGACGCUGAUGCUUCCCCCAGCCUCCUGGGUGCCGAGCAGCCCCACUGCCGGUUAGAUGUCAGGUUCACGAGGCACAGGGCGGCCUGGAUUAACCCCCAGUGUGUGCGGCAGCAGCUGCAGGACUCGCCUUCCCAGGUGCCGGCGGUGGGGAACAGCGCCAGCCACGCGGCGGCAGAUGCUGCCCCUCCCUCGGACCCGUCGCCGCCGCCCCUCGGGGGCGCCCCUGAAGAGACAACGUUUUCUGAGGACGCUGCAGACUCCACAGGCAGUGCCUCUGCCCGUGGCUCAGGCAUGAAGAGCGGCGGCUUCUCUUGGACUGAAGAACGGGUGGCUCUCCCAGGGUGUUCUCGUCAUGCGUCUUUCCCGACGAGUUCUAGGAUUUUGGCCACGUCUGCGUGUCCCGAGGUUGACUGUGCGUUGUUGGAGCCUUUGCAACUGACAGUUUCUGCUGCUGAAGUAGGUGCUGUUCAAGUCAGUAGAAGAACCAUUUCUUUGAAUUCCUUCUCACCAGAGGCAUUCAUGCUGCCUGUUGAUGUAGAAAAGGAAAAUGCCCACUUUUAUGUGGCAGAUGUGAUUAUAUCAGCAAUGGAGAAGAUAAAGUAUAACAUCAUGAGUCAACAGCAGGCAGAGAGCUGGAUUGUCGAGGAAGCCAGUGCUUCGCUUGAGCACAGAGAGGCUGACCCUGAAGCAACAGCUCCUGACACGAGGGAUGAACCCAGCUCUUCCACUUCUUCAGACAGUGGCUAUGAAGGCUGUGCUGUGUUGCAGGUCAGCCCAGUGCCUGAAACACCUGCUUUCUCUGAUGUGGUGAAAGAGGCCUGCAAAUGUGACUUUGAUGACUUUGUUAUUUUAGAACUUGGAGAGCUUAAUGACAUCAUAGAAACCUGUGGAUGUUCCUACAGCUCCUCUAGGAGCUUCACUUAUGAGCCAGGCUUCAAUUCUGCCGAACGGUUAGCCAAGGAGUUGUACCAAGUGUUCCGGAAGUGCUGGAUGUUGUCGGUGGCUAAUUAUCAGCUUGCAGAUUCCCUGAAUGCAGCCGGCUCCAUAGUGGUAAAUGAAGAUCGUGUUCGACAAGACUUUGAAGCCAGUGUGGAUAUAGUCGAGGAAAUUAAACUUAAGUCUAGGAUCCGAGGGAUUGAAGACUGGGCCCCGCCUAGAUUUCAAAUCAUAUUUAACGUUCAUCCACCACUCAAGAGGGACCUGGUGGUAGCAGCCCAGAAUUUCUUCUGUGCCGGCUGUGGCACUCCAGUGGAGCCGAAGUUCGUGAAGCGGCUCCGGUACUGCGAGUAUCUGGGGAAGUAUUUCUGUGACUGUUGCCACUCCCAUGCCGAGUCCUGUAUCCCCGCCCGGAUCCUGAUGAUGUGGGACUUCAAGAAGUACUACGUCAGCAACUUCUCCAAACGGCUGCUCGACAGCAUAUGGCCCCAGCCGAUUUUCAAUUUGCUGAGCAUCAGUCAAAGCCUCUAUGCCAAGGCCAAGGAACUGGAGAGGGUGAAGGAAAUCCGGGAGCAGCUUUUUCAUAUCAAGAAGCUGUUGAAGACUUGCAGGUUUGCGCACAGCACAUUAAAGGAGUUUGAGCAGGUUCCCAGACACCUGACUGAGGAGCUCCACCUGUUCUCCCUAGAGGACCUGGUCAGGAUCAAGAAGGGGCUGCUGGCACCCUCACUCAAGGAACUUCUGAGAGCUGCCCUCACGCACGUGGCCAGCUGCGAGCUGUGCCAGGGCAAGGGCUUCAUCUGUGAGUUUUGCCGGAGCACGACUGUCAUCUUCCCAUUUCAGACCACGACGUGCAGAAGAUGUUCAGUGUGCAGGGCGUGUUUCCACAAGCAGUGCUUCCAGGCCUCCCAGUGCCCCCGGUGUGCCAGGAUCACAGCUAGGAGAAGACUUUUGGAAAACUUACCCUCUGCAGCACCGUAACAGCCCUGGGUACUGCGAAAAAAGACUUCAACAGGCCUUAUGAUACCACUGAUUUGUGUCUGUUUUUGGUAACAUUGUUUUAGAUGUCACACGUUGUAUAGUAUGAAAAAUCAUGGUCAAUAUUCACUUUCUUGUAUAUGUGUAUAUAUGUAUAAUGUUUUAAAAGACAGAUUCUUUGUUAUUUGGCAAAGGGUUGUAACUAGUGGUUUUGUUUACAAAUGUUUGAUACUUUUGCUGCUACUGGGUUUUGUAAAGAGUUUUUGUAUACAUCUUAAGUUGGAUUUUAAUAGUUAUAUUUAGAUGACCUUGGAGCUUUUUAAAUUAGUUAAAACUGACAAGAUUAAUUACUGAACGUCCUCUUCCUUUAAAGCUUGUUUGGUAAAACUGAUUUAUAGAGUCAAUGAACAAAAAUGCAAUAAAAAAUCUGUGUGCUCAGGC
Oryctolagus cuniculus (rabbit) is the source of this 3400-nucleotide messenger RNA. It is a transcript of the gene RUBCNL, whose product is annotated as rubicon like autophagy enhancer. NCBI's taxonomy places the organism in Eukaryota, Metazoa, Chordata, Mammalia, Lagomorpha, Leporidae. Gene Ontology annotation, biological process: autophagosome-endosome fusion; autophagosome maturation; autophagosome-lysosome fusion. The record is from RefSeq and is a predicted model, not a curated record. Gene Ontology annotation, molecular function: phosphatidylinositol phosphate binding. Gene Ontology annotation, cellular component: intracellular membrane-bounded organelle; autophagosome membrane.